GGCGCCGGCGCCUGUCUCCACUCACGUGACGUGGGACUCAGUGACCCCUGAAGGCUUGGGGCCUUAGGUCCUAAAUUGGAGCCAGAAACUGUGGGUCAAAGGAGGAAACAACCACUGAAAAUAAACAAGGCAAGAGAUGGAAGUUUACCAGGCUGCUGCACAAAAUUCACUCUCCAGCCCUACUUUGGAGCAAUGAGGAACCCCAGCGUCUUGAUCUGUCGUUUUGGAGCUGCUUCAUGUGGAAGAUGGAUAGGACCAGUUUCAGCAAACCUAGUAUCUGUCCAUUGACAAGAGAUGAUGGAGUUCAAGCAGGUUUGAUGGGGCUUGUCCAAAGAAAUGCAGUCCCAGAGCAGUCUUUUUAGGACCUAGUAUGAAGAACAUACAAUGCGAACAAAGAACAUGAGAAAAGACACUUUCACAGGAAGCUUCCCAGGUUUAUUGUUUAUUUAACUGCUUUGAACGAAAUGCUUGGGUCUUACCUGAAUGAGAAUGUGGACGAGACGCAGUCAUCAUGAAGAUGAACACUGUGUCCCGGCUGAAGCUUCUGCUGUUGGACAACACUGUCUCCUGUGGCGUGGAAGACUAGCAUCAUCUUAAAGCAAGAGGGAAUCGACAACGAACAGUACUGGGUCCUACCCAGGAGGAGGGAAAUCACAUAAAAUUGAAGGCAAUGGCUCUCUCCUCUGCCCAUCGAAGAUGCCAAAAGGAAAGAAGGCUAAGGGGAAGAAGGUGGCCCUGGCCCCUGCUGUUGUGAAGAAGCAGGAGGCCAAGAAGGUGGUCAAUCCCCUGUUUGAGAAAAGGCCCAAGAAUUUUGGCAUUAGACAGGACAUCCAGCCCAAAAGGGACCUUACCUGCUCUGUCAAAUGGCCCCACUACCUCCGGCUGCAGUGGCAAAGGGCUAUUCUCUAUCAGUGUCUGCCUCAGAUUAACCAGUUCACCCAGUUCUUGGACCACCAAAUCUCUCAGCUGCUUAAGCUGGCCCACAGGAAGAGACCAGAGACAAAGGAAGAGAAGAAGCAGAGAUCGUUGGCCUGGGCUGAGAAGAAAGCUGCCAGCAAAGGGGAUGUCCCCACUAAGAGGCCUCCUGCCCUUCAAGCUGUGGUUAACGCUGUCACCACCUUGAUGGAAAACAAGAAGGCUCAGCUGGUGGUGAUUGCAUAUGGUGUGGAUCCCAUUGAGCUGGCUGUCUUCCUGCUUGCCCUGUGUCGUAAUAUGGGGGUUCCCUGUGGCAUCAUACAGGGGAAGACUAGGCUGGGGCAUCUGGUUCACUGGAAGACCUGCACCACUGUCACCUUCACACAAAUUAACUCAGAAGACAAAGGGGUUCUGGCUAAGCUGGUGGAAGCCAGCAGGGCCAGUGACAAUGACAGAUAUGAUGAGAUAGCCUGUCACUGGGGAGGCAACAAGGGUCCAAAGUCAGUGGCUCGCAUUGCCAAGUCGGAGAAGGCAAAGGGUAAAGACUGGUCACCAAAUUGAGCUAAGUGGACGCUGUUGAGUUUUCUGUACAUAAAAGUCAUAAAAAGUUCUCUUUCGGCCAAUGUCAAAAAAAUUGAAGGCAAAUGAUAAACCAGAAGGAAAAAAAAACCCUGUAUAAUGGACAGCAAACGGAUACCGCUAAAGUAUUCAGCUCUGUCAUGUAGAGGGAUCCACUUUCUCUUCUUCACCGAAUCCCUGCACGGGCAAUCAAAGUAGAAUUUUCAACCAUGUGGUAGAAAAGGAAGGGGAUUUCCACCCUAAAAUCUGUCCUACUCAAAGCUUCAGUGAGAUUGAGAUUGAGAGAAAGAAUUGAUCAUGAAGGGGUACCACUUACACAGGCUGACUCUCUGUGCUGGUGAUUGGGGGCUGAAACUCAUGGUUCAUAAGUACCAGCCCUGUGUCAGGCUCUGUGCUGACAGCUCAGAGCCUGGAGCCUGCUUUGGAUUCUGUGUCUCCUCUCUCUGCCC
This is a messenger RNA of Lynx canadensis (Canada lynx), 1943 nucleotides long. RefSeq names its product 60S ribosomal protein L7a-like. NCBI's taxonomy places the organism in Eukaryota, Metazoa, Chordata, Mammalia, Carnivora, Felidae. The record is from RefSeq and is a predicted model, not a curated record.